UUAAGUGAUAUAAUAUCAUUGUCCUUUGAUUUAUAAAAUUUAAAUGUUAAAAUAAAUUAUAUCAUAUAAACAAUUAUAUCAACACUUUCGACUAUUUGAAAAAGGAAAGAAAAUGGCGGCAACCAGUGACGAAGAAAUGGAUUCCCUGCUCUCCAAUUUCGGUAAGAUCUUCGAGGAUUUCAAGAGCAGCAUUGCAGAAAUACAGUCGUUGAAAUCGAACUGUAUCGCUGAGAUGAAGAGGCGUGAAGCCCUAGAAAUCACUUGUAAUAAUAUCAAGCAAGAGAAUGAGCGACUGAGCAAAUUGUACACAGAAUCUCUAAAUAAUCUUGCUGAGCAGCUUGAACGCCGUACCAAAUGUCAGAGCCUCAGGGAAGAACUUAAGAGAGUAAGUGAUGAACGUCUCCAUCAAGACGAUGAACAUAGGAAAGCCAUAGAGUUGCUCAAGCAAGAUUAUGAUGCAAAGGUUGGACUCUUAGAGGGUCAAAUCCGGGGCCUCCUGCUUGAAAAAGCAACAAGUGAAGCAACCAUAAAUCUCCUCCGCGAAGAUUUAGCAGCACAUAAAACUCAUAUACAGACUCUUGCAAAGAGAUUCGACCGCAUCCAAUUUGAUGUGGAAUCUAAAUAUAACCUUGAGAUUCAGGAUCUGAAGGACUGUCUUAUGAUUGAACAGGAAGAGAAAAAUGAAUUAAGCAAGAAACUCCAGGAACUGGAGAAGGAAGUGCUGAUCAGCAGAACAAACCUGGUUGAACAUCAAAGAGAUACGAUUUCAAGUCGGCUUGUAGAAACGCUUCAACUGAAAAUCAUGAAACUAAGGAAGGAGAAGGAGAUCCUUAAGAGGAAGCUCCCAGGUUCAGAGGAGGAUGGGUAGAGAAAUGGUAUCUAAAGUAAGCUGUUUGGGGUGUUCAAUCGGACCUGUCUAUCAAGAAUCUUAACCAAGCAAGUAUGUGUGGAAAGCUGACCAUUUGUAGCCUGGCUUUUCAAUCAGAUGCUGUAGACAUUCUGCUA
This is a messenger RNA of Juglans microcarpa x Juglans regia, 1005 nucleotides long. Its product is annotated as protein At-4/1. Lineage: Eukaryota; Viridiplantae; Streptophyta; Magnoliopsida; Fagales; Juglandaceae. The transcript has 8 exons. Bases 113 to 868 code for a protein of 251 amino acids. The record is from RefSeq and is a predicted model, not a curated record.